Messenger RNA from [Torrubiella] hemipterigena, 1401 nucleotides. The record is from the annotation of a GenBank genome assembly. Lineage: Eukaryota; Fungi; Ascomycota; Sordariomycetes; Hypocreales; Clavicipitaceae.
AUGGUGCAUUUUCAGCUUAGUUUACGCAUUCCUAUAUGCUUCAUUAUCACUAUCCAAGGCAUAACUGCCCUCGCCCCUCAGCAAAUCCUCACCGAUAAUGGAGAUACACACCCUGCUCAUCUACCCUCUCAGCAGAGCACACUGUCUUAUUGGCUCCGUGAACCAUCUAAGGCUCUCCUAGGGCAUCACUCAACAGAAGAACUUCCUAGCUAUGCCGACGUCGUUGUAGUUGGUAGUGGGAUAGCGGGCUCAUUCGGCGCACGCGAGCUCGUCCAGGGAGGCAAAAACGUCCUCAUGCUUGAAGCUCGUGAGGCAUGCUCUGGUGCCACAGGGAGAAAUGGUGGUCAUUGUAGGCCCGCCAUAUAUUCUACUACAAGACCGAUUGCUCACUUCGAGCUGGACACCUACAACUUCCUCAAGGACCUGGUCGCGGAGCACAAUAUAUCAUGCGAUUGGCAAUCAGCAGGCGCUGUGCUAAGUUUUCCAAGCGAGGAACAGAGCUACGCGGCGGCACAAAAGAUCGAGGCUCUCCGUAAGACAGAUCUAGCCCUUGCCAGCAAAGUGCACCACUACAAUUCAACUAGAGAUCUCAAUCGUCUGCGCCUUGUUAACAUGGCAGGUGCAGUCGAGCAGCCAGAUGCUGCUAAACUUUGGCCGUACAAGCUUGUCGCUUGGGUUCUUGAAAGACUGCUGGAGGCCGGGCCAGAUAGAUUCAACUUGCAAACCAACACACCGGUAGAGACUCUCCAAAAAGAUGGAGAAUACUGGCUGCUCAAAACACAACGGGGCACUGUUCGCGCCAAAGACGUGUUGCUAGCUACAAACGCAUACACAUCACAUCUGCUACCUAAGAUGAAAGACCUUAUUUAUCCGGUUCGGGCUCAGGUGGCUGCUCUUACACCACCUGCAGAUGCUAUUCCUCUGCCUCACACUCACGUCUGGUACGUUGGGGGUGAAGGACUGUCGUCGGAUGUCUAUCUUAUUCAAAGACCGGACGAUACACUUAUAAUUGGUGGUCUUCGGCAUAGCGCGCCUGAUGGAGAGGAAAGGGUCGAUCACGAUGACACUGUAAAUGAUAUCAUCCGCGAUCAGCUCUAUGAUGCCUGUCACGACGCCCUCAAGCUACGACCUCGAUGCGCUGCAGAACCAGUGACAUUACCGUCGACCAUGGACUGGACAGGAAUUAUGGGCUUCUCUAAGGAUGAAAAGCCUUGGGUGGGCUCCGUCCCUGAAAUUCUCGGUGGUGGCAAAGGACUCUGGAUCGCAGCUGGAUUUACAGGCCACGGCAUGCCUGUUGCAGCCAGAUCUGCUAUGGCCAUGGCGCAGCAGAUCAUGGGCCGUCCCGAUGAGAUUAGACUACCGCAAGAGUACUUGAUCACUGACGAACGGAUUCAUAAAUAA